AUGAACGACAUCCAAAGAAAAUGGAUCUAUUUGGAGCCGAUUUUCGGCCGCGGCGCAUUGCCAGCUGAGGCCAGCCGCUUUGCUCGUGUUGACAGCGAGUUUCGACUAAUUUUAGCAGAUGUGGUCCGGGACGCUCGUCUGAUUCUCCUUGUGCAGUCGACAUUCGCUCCGGAAAAGUCUGGAGCAGAUUAUCGAUCAAUUGAAUCGCUGCCAAAAGGCGCUCAAUCAGAGAAGCGCUCCGCUUUCCCGAGGUUCUACUUUUUGGGCGAUGACGAUUUGCUGGAGAUCCUUGGACAAUCAACGAAUCCGACAGUGAUUCAGUCGCACUUGAAGAAGCUGUUCCAGGGAAUCGACAAGGUGGUAUUUGGUGCUAACAAUGAAACGAUUUCGGCUAUGCUUUCCGUUCAAGGAGAACACGUUCCGCUUAGUCAUCCUGUACGAGUGGUUCCACAAGUCGAGCUGUCAGUGGAAGCGAUUCGUGAUGAGAACCUUGAUCCAGCCAGGUAUCCGUCACAAGUUCUCUGUCUUGCUGAGCAAGUACGACCUUCUGGCCGGAAAUUGUUGAACAGGGGUCGUCUUCAUGACUCUACCCUCAAAGUAGAAUCCUCUCUCGUCGUCUGGGCGGGGUCACUUGCGCCAGCGCCACCUUUUCAUUGA
Messenger RNA from Cooperia oncophora, 657 nucleotides. NCBI's taxonomy places the organism in Eukaryota, Metazoa, Nematoda, Chromadorea, Rhabditida, Trichostrongylidae. The record is from the annotation of a GenBank genome assembly.